Molecule: messenger RNA, 957 nt
Organism: Erinaceus europaeus (western European hedgehog)
Lineage: Eukaryota; Metazoa; Chordata; Mammalia; Eulipotyphla; Erinaceidae
Gene: FOXR1
Product: forkhead box R1
Exons: 6
Coding region: 1-957 (318 amino acids)
Biological process (GO): regulation of DNA-templated transcription
Cellular component (GO): nucleus
Molecular function (GO): DNA-binding transcription factor activity; sequence-specific double-stranded DNA binding
Source: RefSeq, a predicted model, not a curated record
AUGGAACUGCAACUGAGAGACACCGACUUUUGGGCCAGCCUCCACGGGACCGUCCCGGGACUACUGGACUGGGACAUGGGCAACGAGUGCUUUCUGCCCUUCACCACCUCGCACUUGUCCACAGCUGAGCAGAACCUUGCUUUGUAUAGACUCCGAAUAGUUAAACCACCAGGACUACCACUAGAAAAAAAGCCCAAUCCUGAUAAAGAUGGUCCAGAUAUUGAACCCAACCUGUGGAUGUGGGUGAACCCCAAUAUUGUGUACCCCCCUGGAAAGCUGGAGGUCUCAAAACCUAUCAAGGAGGAGGACCUGAUGAACUUACUGCCUUCCCCUCAGCUGCCCCCCAAAGAGGAGGAUUCUGACAACUGCUCAGAGAUCACAGUGGCUGAGUCACUGCCACCCUCAUCCAGCGAGCAGUCUCCCCCUCAAAAGUGGUUUGCUUCUUCACCCAGCUGCUGUGAGCUCACAGAAGAGGAGGAGGCUGAGGACCAGGAUGACAGCUCCUCUGUGGCAUGCCUAUCCCCUCACAAAAGGGCCCCCCUCCAGAGUCGCAGGCUUCGGCACACAAGCAGCCAGGAGGGGAGGCUCUGGUCCCGGCCCCCUCUCAAUUACUUCCAUCUUAUUGCACUGGCAUUAAGAAACAGUUCCCCCUGUGGCCUCAACGUGCAACAGAUCUACGGUUUCACUCGACAACAUUUCCCUUUUUUCCGGACGGCUCCCGAAGGCUGGAAGAACACCAUUCGUCACAACCUGUGUUUUCGAGACAGCUUUGAGAAAGUGCCAGUCAGCAUGCAGGUGGGAGGCAGUAUCCGACCUCAGUCCUGCCUCUGGAAGUUGACUGAAAAGGGACACCGUCGUUUCUUAGAGGAGACCCGCACCUUGGCAUCUACUCGGCUGGAAUGUCUCCGCCAGUGCAUGAGCCAGCCAGAUAUGAUGCCUUUACUCUUUGACCUUUAA